Molecule: messenger RNA, 1196 nt
Organism: Oppiella nova
Lineage: Eukaryota; Metazoa; Arthropoda; Arachnida; Sarcoptiformes; Oppiidae
Source: the annotation of a GenBank genome assembly
UUAUCCCUAAUUGUUAUUGUUGUGGUUGUGGUGAUAGACUGGAAGUGAUUGAGUGAUUGGAGUGAUGAUGGCAUACAUGGCAUACACUGAUGAUGGAGACAAUGAUUUAGACAUAUCGUGUCAAUGAAGAGCCAGUACUCGACACUGUCUGACGCUGUGCUCGACUCUCGGGUGCCGUUGAGAUCUGAGGAGGAGUUCCGACUCGGAGUGACAUUCAAUGCCAAGCUGAUAGGGUGUGGAUCAGUGCCGCGACCCAACUCGCGGGUCGAGAUCGUGGCGGCCAUGAGACGCAUCCGCAGUGAGUGUCGGUCGCGGAAGGACAAGAAGCGGAAGGUGUUGGUGAGGGUGUCGUACGAAGGGGUUCGGGUGGCCCUCUCUGGGCGGUGCCAGUCAUCCAUGCUAUGUGUGGCCCAACACCCCAUUCACCGCAUAUUCUAUGUCUCCCACGACUCACUCGAUUUGCAUGUCUUCUCAUACAUAGCACGCGAUGGCAAUGCCUUCAAAUGUGUUGUCCUGAAGGCCAACAAACAGUCGGUUGCCGUCAAUGUUGUCCGCACUAUAGGACAGGCAUUCGAGUUGUGCCAUAAGAUGGCUUUAGCCGACACCACCACCACUCACACCAACACCACUGACACCACUCACACCACCGACACUCUCACCCAACCAUCCAAUACUCAAAUGGAAAGUCUGUUGCGAGACGUGGACUCAAAGUUAGACAAAUUGGCCGAAAGGGUCACCUCUUUGGAGGAACAGAUCACUACUUUGGUGCUGAAGGUCAGCGCUCAACACAAUCAACACAAUACUCACUUGAACCAAUUGAAUUCUCCCGACUCUCUCCUCUCUUCGCCCUCCAAUACCAACAACUGUCUCAUCGCUGACCUCUUCCAACCCAUCCAUUGAUUGUCAUCUCAUUUAUUGCCAUUUAUUUAUGUAUCCAAUCAUUCAUUCAAAGCAAAUGCAGAGUAUAUAACACUUAAGUCUAAUAACCACAACACAUAACACAUACUCUAACUCUAAAGGGUUUAGUAUUGACUGUUAAUUCAAUUCAAUGUUAUACUGUACUUAUGAUUCUCAAUAUCACAUCAAUAAAUGUGUUGUUAUUGUCAUUGCAUUCAAUUUAUUGCAACAUUAAUGCUCAACAUAGCUAUUAAUUAUCGGUAAAACAAGUGUUUAUUUCGAUGAACUGUUGUUGGCGG